GGCCGGUCGGCUGAAGCGGGGGGGAAAUGAGAGAAGUCCCCGCGGCCUGCUGCUGAGUGCGGUGGCAGUGCGGGGGUGGCGGGUUGUUUGCGGGAGAGAUGUGGCUCCGUAGCGCCGAUGUCGGCAUUCAGUCAGCCCCCAUCCGGGCGAUGGCGAGGCCGAGCCACAGCGACCACGUGCUCCAGCAGCUCAACAACCAGCGGGAGUGGGGCUUCCUGUGCGACUGCCUCAUCGCCAUCGGGGACAUCUACUUCCGGGCCCACAAGGCCGUGCUGGCGGCCUGCAGCUCCUACUUCAGGAUGAUGUUCAUCCGCGACCAGCAGGGGGCGGGGCACCUGGACCUGAGCAACAUGCAGAUCAGCGCCGAGUGCUUCGACCUCAUCCUGCAGCUCAUGUACCUGGGCCGCAUCGUGGUGGGCAGCUACGAGUUCGAGGAGCUGAAGGCGUCCAUGUCCUACCUGCAGAUGUACUACAUCCCCGACUCGCUGGAGGACCUCCGCGACAUCCGCAGCUCCAACCUCACCCCCUCCUCCUCCUCCUCCUCCACCUCCAGCUCCUCCGCCGGGCUCUCCGGGGGGAAGAUGAUGUUCGGGGUGCGCAUGUACGAGCAGCAGAUGCCCGCCGCGCCGGAGGGAGAGCUCCUGCCCAAACCGGCGCCCGGCGGCGGACGCCCGGCGGCCGCCAGCCGGCCCGUGGCGGCGGCGGAGGAGGCGGCCGGCGGCGGCGGCGGCGCUCUGGUCGUGGCUCCGCCCACUACAGACGGAGCGGCAGAGCAGCCGUGCGACCUGAGGAAGAGGCCCGGCGGCAGAAGCUCCGCCCUCAAAGACCGGCCCCGCUUCGGCCGCACCUACACCUGCGACGACUGCGGCUUCUUCUUCAGCUGCGAGAAGCUGCUGAUCGAGCACAUCCUCACCUGCACCAACAGGAAGGCCUACCACCCGCCCCGCGGCGGCGCCGGCGCCGAGGGCGGCGACAGCUCCGGGAAAGGCGAGAGCUCCGCCUCCGACAGCGCCGAGGAGCAGAGGGUCGUGUGCAAAGGCGAGGACGACUGGGCCGACUCCCAGCUGCCCGUCAUGGCCGCCGGCGCCGCCGACAGCGAGCCCGGCUCCACCCGGAGCAUCAAGACGGAGCCGGAGGACGGGCUGUUCCCCGACGUCGACGUGGUGCAGGUGGGCGAGCACGCGGCGGCGGCGGGCGGCGGCGCCCGUAGAGCGAGCCAGGAGGCGGAGCCCGGCGCGUCGGGCCUGGAGAGCUGCGGCGAGUCGGCGGACGGCGCCCACCUGCCCAGCAGCAGCGACUCGGGGAUCCCCGCCAAGAUGCGGCGGGUGAAGGACGAGCGGCAGGAGGCGGACGGCGCCCCCUGCGAGCUGUGCGGCGCCGUCCUGCCGGAGGAGGACAAGUCGGGCCACUACCUGUCCGACCACAUGGGCCACAUCUGCGCCUGCGGCCGCUGCGGCCAGGUGCUGAUCAAAGGCCGCCAGCUGCAGGAGCACGCCGAGCGCUGCGGCGAGUCGCACGGCGGCGAGUCGGACGGCGAGGACGAGGCGUCGCUGCCGGAGGAGGAGCCGCUGCUGGACGCGGCGGACCUGGCCUGCCCGCACUGCGGCCUGCUCCUCCACAGCGAGAGCCUGGCGCUGGAGCACGCGCUCUCCUGCCACGACCACGACCCGUUCCGGCCCGCGCUGCUGGAGGACGGCGGCGGCGGCGGCGGCGGCGGCGGCGAGCCCGACCACCGCCGCAAGCACUUCUGCGGCAUCUGCGGCAAAGGCUUCUACCAGCGCUGCCACCUGCGGGAGCACUACACCGUCCACACCAAGGAGAAGCAGUUCACCUGCCAGACCUGCGGCAAGCAGUUCCUGCGGGAGCGGCAGCUGCGGCUGCACACCGACAUGCACAAAGGCAUGGCGCGCUACGUCUGCCCCGUCUGCGACCAGGGCACCUUCCUCAAGCACGACCACGUGCGUCACAUGAUCUCGCACCUGUCCGCCGGCGAGACCAUCUGCCAGGUGUGCUUCCAGAUCUUCCCGGGCGGCGAGCAGCUGGAGACGCACAUGGACGUCCACCUGUACAUCUGCGGCGUCUGCGGCGAGAAGUUCCGGCUGCGCAAGGACAUGCGCAGCCACUACAACUCCAAACACACCAAGAGGCUGUAGGGAAGCCGGCGGCGGUUCCUGGA
Molecule: messenger RNA, 2176 nt
Organism: Fundulus heteroclitus (mummichog)
Lineage: Eukaryota; Metazoa; Chordata; Actinopteri; Cyprinodontiformes; Fundulidae
Gene: zbtb1
Product: zinc finger and BTB domain containing 1
Exons: 2
Coding region: 99-2153 (684 amino acids)
Biological process (GO): regulation of cytokine production; regulation of immune system process; negative regulation of transcription by RNA polymerase II
Molecular function (GO): protein binding
Source: RefSeq, a predicted model, not a curated record